Messenger RNA from Styela clava, 2028 nucleotides. RefSeq names its product ubiquitin-conjugating enzyme E2 H-like. Lineage: Eukaryota; Metazoa; Chordata; Ascidiacea; Stolidobranchia; Styelidae. The record is from RefSeq and is a predicted model, not a curated record.
AUUUUCACAGGUAUUUGACAACAUAUUCAGCAAACAUUGUCUUGUUGCUAAUAAAAUAUUCUCAUUGUCUUGACAACAAUUUGUGAAAAAAAGUGCAUUGUAUAAAGAGACUGAAGAACUCGCAAUUGAGAAAAGAAAAUCUUCGUACCACUCAAUUGAUUGACGGCAGCCAUGUCUUCACCAAGCCCUGGCAAACGUCGUAUGGACACUGAUGUUAUAAAACUCAUUGAAAGCAAUCACGAAGUGACUGUACUGGGAGGACUUAAUGAGUUUGUGGUGAAAUUUUGUGGCCCACCUGGAACUCCAUAUGAAGGUGGAAUAUGGAAAGUUCGAGUUGAUCUACCUGAAAAAUAUCCAUUCAAGUCACCUUCAAUAGGAUUCCUCAACAAGAUCUUCCAUCCAAACAUUGAUGAAGCAUCUGGAACAGUGUGCUUGGAUGUUAUUAAUCAAACAUGGACUGCUCUUUAUGACUUAGCCAAUAUUUUUGAGACAUUUUUACCUCAGUUGCUAACAUAUCCAAAUCCUGUUGACCCACUGAAUGGAGAUGCAGCUGCUUUAUAUUUACACAAACCACAAGAUUAUGAGAAGAAAAUUAAAGAUUAUGUGAAACGAUACGCAACUGAGGAUGCGUUGAAAGAACAAGAAAAAAAAAACAAAAAAAGAAAAGGAAAUUGUGCCGGUGGGAGCAGUGAAUCUAGCGACUCCGAUGAUGAAUCUUCAAUGAGUGAUUUUUCAGAGGAUGGCACAGAAACUAUGGAAUUGUGACCUCUUCUACAUCGACAAUGCUGUCGGACUGAGAUUUUUUUAUUCCCAUUUACAAAUUUAUCGUUGCCAUCGAUACACCAUAUUAUGUUUCGGCCGAGCAUGCAUUCAUACAUAAUUGAAUUUAUGUUAAACUGACUAAAAUCCACUAAUCAAUGAUUUUUAUCCAAAAUAUAUAUAAAUAAACAGGGUCCUUGUUUUAGGUGACGCUAAAUCUCUAUUUCUUUUUAACAGUGUGUUAACAAUGUUUUACAAAAUGCACAUACCAUCUUGAAUCCUAUACCGCAUGUACUCAGGAGCAUUUUUAUAAUAAGCCUUUUAUUUUGAUUGGAAAAAUUCACAAAGAAAGAUUUGAAUAAAUUGAUUUGCUCAUGAACGUUCAAAUCGUCAGCCAACGCCCAACGUAUGCCAAAGCAAAUUUAUUUCCCCAUGAGUACUCACUGGUGAAAUUGUGUAUGUAUGCCAUGCUUGGCCGAUCAUGAUGAGCACGAAUGAUAGAUUUUAUCUGGGUUAGAACAAAAACUAUACUACAUAAUACUUUGAUACAUUAUAAAACAAUAACAACAAACACUUUCUGUCAUUGAAUGGCGAAAGAAUCAUUUUUAUUAUCGUACAAACAAGACUUUUUCAGUGCUUUUGUUGGUACUGAACAUUUUUAAAUAGCUUUUAUAUUAAUACCAUAUCGACUAAUUAGCUGAUACUGGAAGUGUGACGUCUGGGUACAUCAUCAUAACCUAUGACUUUUGUUUUUAAAUGCUUUUCAUAUCUGUUUUGUUCUCACCAGAAAAUGUAUCUAAUUCAUAUGGAUUUAUGUGGAUCAUAAUUCUUCCGCCACAUCUGAAAGUUACAUUUUUUUGCUGAUUUUCACCAAGUGCCACAUUCAUAGGAAUGUGGUUUACUGAAUACUUUCAACAUAUUGAUGAAGUAUGGAUGUGUGAAAGUCAAAAUUUGAAAAUUGUUAUUCAAACUUUUGGGGUUCUGCCGAUACAUAAUACCUCCCCUCCUAAUUUCGAAUCAAAAUUCAGUCGUGAAAGUACCUAUUCUACACUAAAACAUAUGGUAACUUUACCGUCCCAAUAGUUUGGUUCUUCCAGAAUACUCAAUUAAAUUGAGACGAUGAAAACAGCCCAAGAUAUUUUAAAAAGGUUAAAGAUUGCAAAGGUGAACAGAUUUUUGUUCUCAUAUUAUGGUGAUAAACAACCCAUAUUUGACCAUUAUUCUACACUAAUCUUUUCUAAUACACUUUUCAGUCAUAAUUGUCCCAUA